AUUCUAGCUUCUAGACCAUCUUCCCACACUCAACUAUACUCAAGAUGGCCGAAACAGCAGCUGUCGACUACACUCUGGCGAACCCGGAUACUAUCACCAAGUACAAGGUCGCCGCCGACAUCUCCCAGAAAGUCCUCAAGGAGGUCUCCGGAUGGAUCGCCGCUGAUGCCAACAUUGUCGAGCUCUGCGAGCGCGGUGACAAGCUCCUAGACGAGGAGGUCGCCAAGGUCUACAAGGGCAAAAAGGUCCUUAAGGGCAUUGGACACUGCACCACCAUCUCGCCGAGCGCCUACAUCACCCCGUACACACCACUCAAGACCGAUGCCGAGGAAGCCGCCGUGACACUGAAGGAGGGAGAGGUUGUCAAGAUCCAGCUGGGUGCCCAGAUCGAUGGCUUCUGCGCCAUCGUUUGCGACAAUGUCAUUGUCGGAGCUGCCGACGAGGUCACCGGAAAGGAGGCAGAUCUCAUUCUGGCUACACACUACGCGAAUGAGCUUCUGCUGAGGUUGAUGGUACCCCCAGGCUUGGUUGCCCAUGGCGAUGAGGAGGAGCAAAAGAAGGCUGCGUCAAAGAAGGCCUACACUCAGAGCCAAAUGACCAACAUGCUUGAGAAGGUUGUCAAGGCGUACGGUUGCAACCUCGUCGAGAGCACCACCAUCUGGCAAUUCGACCACAACGAGAUCGAGUCCAAGAAGAAGAUCAUUCUUGCGCCCGGCGAGGGUGUCCGAGGAGACGGUCUCCCUGAGGUCGGCGAAGUGUGGGGUGUUGAGAUGGGUGUCAGUCUCGGAAGCGGCAAGGUCAAGAGCAACAGCAACAGGACCACUCUACACCGACGUACAGCCACCACUUACCAGCUCAAGCGCCCUACCUCGCGAAGCCUGUUGUCUGAAGUUGUCAAGAAGUUCGGCACCUUCCCCUUCAGUUUGCGCCAGCUUGAGGACGAGAAGGCUGCCAAGGUUGGUGUUGUCGAGUGUGUCCGCACAGGUGUGCUCCGCCAGUACGAAGUCGUCGUUGAUAAGGACAACCAGCCCGUAGCUAGGUUGUUCAGCACUGUUGCGAUUACCAAGAACGGCAUGCAGCGCCUGGCUCAACCCGCUGGCAUCGACACCUCUAAGUACAAGUCUGACAAGAAGAUUGAGGACGAGGAGAUCCUCAAGAUUCUCGAACAGCCCAUUGGAAAGACUUCGACAAAGAAGAACAAGAAGAAGAAGAAGAAGCCCGCCAAGAAGGCCGCUGACGGCGGUGCUGCUCCUGCCGAAGAGGAGGAGGAGUGACGACGAGGAGUAGACGCAGCUUGCGAAGACCUUGACGCCAUACGCGCCUCUCGACUAUGCGCCUGGAUGACACGGACUUUUUGGUGACUGCAAAAAACGGCAGGAUCGGAAAGAAAAUCGGCAAAAGACCUAGGUCUGAUGUACUUUGUCUUGUGCUCGUGCACAUGAUUAAGUAGAAGCGAUAACAAUCCCAAAAAAAACAGACACCUAUUCACCGGCCAGCAUUUGUCGCUUCUUAUGCGUGAUGUUGACGAAUGCAGAAUCUGGUAGCUAACGCGCGCGCAUUCAAGGAGUUACGGACGGCUCACGGACUGAGAUCGUUCCAGGCGGUCUGGGGCGUCUUUGGCAGUCGAACACAGCUUCAUCCCCUUCAUGUUUAAGCGAACGUGGACGCGACAUACAUACACGUCAUUUCAGGAGGGGCCUUAUGUUUUCGAGGUACUCAUAGCGAAGGGUGGAGUGGAUGUCGGGCGACUUCGCGUCCU
Messenger RNA from Alternaria rosae, 1759 nucleotides. RefSeq names its product curved DNA-binding protein. NCBI's taxonomy places the organism in Eukaryota, Fungi, Ascomycota, Dothideomycetes, Pleosporales, Pleosporaceae. Bases 45 to 1274 code for a protein of 409 amino acids. The transcript is spliced from 4 exons. The record is from RefSeq and is a predicted model, not a curated record.